Messenger RNA from Nezara viridula (southern green stink bug), 270 nucleotides. Lineage: Eukaryota; Metazoa; Arthropoda; Insecta; Hemiptera; Pentatomidae. The record is from the annotation of a GenBank genome assembly.
AUGGAAACCGAAUCCCUCGAGUGGAGGUCACAAGUCCCCUUCACUUCCUGCGAUCGGCUCAGGGUCAAGUGCAGGGGAUCCACUCAAUCACCAUCACCAUCCUCAAAGGACUCUCCUCAAGAACACCGCCGAUCGAUCAUGUCGCAUCCACUCGAGGACGGACACCCGAACGAGGAGGAAGGAGAGGCGUGGGAACGCGAAGCGAGGCAUGCGCCAGAUCAUUGUUCUCAGGAUGAGCGCAUGAAACACAAUGAGACGGAAGGAGUCUGA